AACAAUUAACAACCCACACAGACACACACAAUACAUAUAUCAAAUUACAAUACACCAAACUUCAUCAUAUUAACAACUUAUUCACUAGGAAAAUGGCAUUGUUAUGGGCGGUUUUAUCAGCCAUCCUACUUGUCUAUCUCCUCCGGCAACUACUCGGCCAGAAAAACCGGAAAAAACUGCCUCCAGGCCCGAGAGGCCUUCCCAUAUUAGGCCAUUUCCACCUCCUUGGCAAGCAUCCCCAUGUCAAUUUGCGCAAUCUAGCCCGAAAGCACGGCCCGGUCAUGGGGCUUCGCCUCGGCCCUGUGUCCGCUGUCAUCGUGUCGUCCCCGGCCGCGGCCGAGCUCGUCCUCAAGACCCACGACCUCGUCUUCGCGAGCCGGCCCCCUCACGACGCCGCGCGCCAGCUAAGCUAUGAGCAGAGGAACCUCGUGUUCGGGCCGUACGGGCCGUACUGGCGCAACAUGCGGAAACUCUGCACGUUUCAGCUGCUGAGCGGUUUCAAGAUCAACCAAUUUUCUUCCAUGAGAAGGGCCGAGGUCGGGCUUCUUGUUGGCUCCCUGAAGCGGGCCGCUGAGGGGGGAGAGAGCGUCGAUCUCAGCGCGGCGAUCUCGGCCGUCAACGGCGACAUGAACUGCUUGAUGAUUUUCGGAAGGAAGUAUUCCGACGGGGAUUUUGAUGAGGAGGGGUUCAGAGCUCUGUUCAUGGAGACGGUGGCGGUGGCGGCUCAGUUCAAUCUCGCGGACUUCUUCCCCUACGUCGGGAGUCUUGAUCUGCAAGGGCUGAAUCGGAGGAUGAAGCGGUUGAGCAAGGCGUUUGAUGGAUUCUUGGAGAGAAUCAUCGACGAUCACGUGGCGAAGAGGGGGGAGGAGGAGCGGAGCGAGGACUUCGUUGAUACGAUGAUGGCGAUCAUGGAGUCCGGGGAAGCUGGGUUUGAAUUCGACCGACGCCAUAUUAAGGCCGUGCUACUGGAUUUACUCAUAGCAGGAACGGAUACGUCUGCGGCUGUAAUAGAAUGGGCGAUGUCGGAACUGAUGAGACAUCCAACAGUGAUGAAGAAACUCCAGCAAGAACUUGAAUCGGUCGUGGGAUUGGAUCAAAUGGUUGAAGAAUCGCAUAUCGACAAACUCAAAUACCUGGACUGCGUGGUCAAGGAAGUCAUGCGUCUCCAUCCUGUGGUGACCCUCUUACUCCCUCGCGAAUCCAUGGAAGACUGUGAGCUCCAUGGUUUCUACAUACCCAAGAAAUCAAGAGUUAUCGUGAACGCGUGGGCUAUAGGAAGGGAUCCUGAUGUUUGGGCUGAUCCAGACUCUUUUACACCUGAGAGGUUCAUUGAUAGCGAUAUAGACCUGAGAGGCCGCCAUUUCGAGCUCAUACCAUUUGGUUCGGGUAGGAGGGGCUGCCCGGGGCUGCAACUAGGUCUGACGGUGGUGAAACUGGUGGUGGCGCAAUUGGUGCAUUGCUUUGAUUGGGAGCUUCCAAAUGGUAUGAAGCCUAGUGAAAUAGACAUGUCUAAGCACUUCGGUUUGGUGACGGCUAGAGUUAAGCAUCUCAUGGCCAUUCCUAGUUAUCGACUACAUAUGUCUUGAAUUUCUUUUGAAUCGUAUCUUAUGUUAUUUUAUUUAGGGAUAUAUCUUACGGCUGCUAGUAUAAUAAAUUAUUAUGUCGAAAUAAAAAUGGUGUGUAUUGUAGAAUUAAGAAUGUAAUCGAAUUUAGCCAGUUAUCGUAAUUUUGGUGUAUUUGUAUUAAUCGAGUAUUAGCGGAAUAAAAGUAUCAAAAUUCAAAGAUCGAA
Salvia splendens (bonfire salvia) is the source of this 1789-nucleotide messenger RNA. RefSeq names its product cytochrome P450 71AU50-like. Lineage: Eukaryota; Viridiplantae; Streptophyta; Magnoliopsida; Lamiales; Lamiaceae. Bases 93 to 1586 code for a protein of 497 amino acids. The transcript is spliced from 2 exons. Gene Ontology annotation, molecular function: monooxygenase activity; iron ion binding; heme binding. The record is from RefSeq and is a predicted model, not a curated record.